GCGGCCUCUCUGUUUCUACGGUGGUUCUCUAUUUUCUUUUCCCGCGAGUUGUUAAUCCCUUCGCCGUACUCAGCUACCGCCGCCGCCGCCGCCGCCGCGUGAGUUGAGAGAACGAGAGCCAAGAAGCCAGGGAGGGACUUGAGCUUCACUUGGGAAGGGCUAGUACUGCUCCCGCCCCCGCCACGGCCGUCUGGCUGUCUGUUGCGCGACUGCGCCAGCCUGGCGGCUCUGCCCCGGGCUGCUGGCGCCGCCAUUGCUUUCCCUUGGAGCCGCUGGCAGCUAAACUGGUGCCCUCGGCCGCCUUUGUGCGUUCCUCGCCACUGCGCCCGGGGUAGCUGAGGUCUGAAGACGGAGGUGUCGCCCGCCUCACGGCUCCUGCACCACGGUUUUUCUUUCUCGCAUCGCCAGAGCAACAACUGCCCCCCGCCGUUGUUUGUCCUGUGCUCAAAAUGGAGGCUAAUGGAGCAGUGGAUCUGGAGGUUGACAUUAUCGGCCCAGGUGCUGCUGGUAGCAAGUUAACCUCGGUUGACGACCCUGACGCCACAGAGUGUUCAAGUUCUUUUGGGGACACUCUGUCAGGUUCGGAGGAUGGUGCAAGACCUUCAGAGAUUAGCGACAUUGAGGUGGACUCGCCGUUCUGCCGCUACCCUUCUAAUUGUGAUGCUGCUGCUCUACUGGAUGCAGCUGCUUCAGACAAUUCGGAUAGACUAUUGAAGAAGAAAAAGGUGACUGAUCAUUGGAGAAAGUAUGUAAGCCCACUAAUGUGGAGAUGCCAAUGGUUAGAACUGCGGAUGAAGGAUUUGCAAUCGCAAGUGUCUAAAUAUGACAAGGAGCUUGCAGUACUCAAGCAUGAGAAGGAGUUGCAGACAAAAAUGAUUGAAUUGGAUUGUUCCUCCUCACGAUCUGUACCAUUCUCCUCUCUUUGCUGCAGAAAGACUAUGAAGCGAAGGAGGAGAAAAAGAAAUGAAGAUAAAAUUGACACUUCAUCAUAUAUCUCUAAUCAUACUGUAUUAUCUUAUUUUGAAAAAAUGGAAGCAGAUGGUCAUUCUAUUGAAGACAAUGCCAACCUAGUCGAUGACAACACAAAAGCAAAUAAUGAUGCUGAUUGGCUACUUGGUAUUGAAGGAGGUGAUACCACUGUUGAGCAGAUUCUUUUAAGCAUUCAAGCUGCUCAAGACAGGGUAUUCAGUCUGAGAUCAAAUCUCAAGCAAGCAAUGGCUAGGAAGAAUAAGGGAAUAACCCUUAAAAUUAACACAUCCGUCAUUGGUACACACAGCUCAAAUUGCUCACCAGGAAAGGGCAAAGUUGCUGGACUGCAUGAGAGAUCUCCCCAGGACACAUCAGAAUGUGAUAUGGAUGAUUCUGGCAUGCCUGAUAGUGCUCUCUCAAGCUAUGGAGAAGCUAGCAACAUGGAUAUUUUUGAGAGCACCAUGAGCCUAUUGUCUGAAGGCCCACAUCAGAUGGGAGAAUUUCGUGAAAGUUCUGAAGAUGUAUUGAUUGACAACCAGGCAGCAGAGGAAGGGUACCGAAACUUCGAGGUGAUCAGCCACCCAAGCAAGCGGCUAAGGGUAUCAGUGAAGCGAGAAGCUGGGCCACACUCGGAGGAUGAGAGCGUCGCCCCUGUUGUCGGUGUCAAGAGAGAAGAGACACACGAGGAAGCUACCACCAGCUUCAGCCUGCACGGGGCAUUCCUGAAGCCCUGCUUCACGGGGAAGAGGCAGGAGAGGAAGCCGAAAAAGCAAAUGAAGCGAAGGCGAGGUGGCCCGACCGCGGCAGCUGCCGCUCUCAUCUCGUGGAGGAGCAAGAGGAUCCGGAAGAAGAAGCAACUCUAGGAUGGACGCACAUGCCAUGGUUCACACUUUCUGGCCUGAUCAGAUGAUGGGAUGACGACGGCAACCGCAUACUUAAAUCUUUUUCUUAGCCUUAUUCUUUUUUAUUUGUCUUUCUUUACCUUAUCACUUUUUUUAUCUGCCUCUCCUUACCGUUAUCCUUUUUCUUUCCUGGAUUCUGUUUAACUUUUGGCUGUUUGUUUCGGUUUCAAAUGGGACUGUUUUGCCAAUGCGUUUCAUUCAUUCCAGGUUCCUGCAA
Messenger RNA from Zea mays, 2088 nucleotides. NCBI's taxonomy places the organism in Eukaryota, Viridiplantae, Streptophyta, Magnoliopsida, Poales, Poaceae. The record is from RefSeq and is a predicted model, not a curated record.